Messenger RNA from Dendronephthya gigantea, 1416 nucleotides. RefSeq lists its product as uncharacterized. The record is from RefSeq and is a predicted model, not a curated record. Lineage: Eukaryota; Metazoa; Cnidaria; Anthozoa; Malacalcyonacea; Nephtheidae. The transcript has a single exon. Bases 1 to 1416 code for a protein of 471 amino acids. Gene Ontology annotation, molecular function: nucleic acid binding. Gene Ontology annotation, biological process: DNA integration.
AUGUCGCGACAUCCUGAGAAGGUUAUACAGCCCAGCAGUCGCCAGGAACGCGUAGCUGAAGAAUUUGUAGAUUAUAUCGCUCACACUUCAACACCCAAUGCCUUAAAGCUGGAAGAAAUUGCACGAGCCACUUUGCAAGACGCAACUCUUCAAGCUGUCGAGUGUGCUGUUCGUACGAAUAACUGGUUUGAACCUGCGAAGAGACUUGACAUAAAUUAUGCAACCUACAAAGCUUUAGAACGAGUUAAAGAAGAGCUGACUAUCUCUUCGAAGGCUGGUAUCAUUCUGAGAAGAACCAGAAUUGUUAUCCCUGAAGCCAUGCAGCAACGCGUAAUUGAUCUUGCCCAUGAGGGUCAUCAGGGGAUUGCGAAGACAAAGUCCCUAUUGCGCGAGAAAGUUUGGUUCGCUGGUAUAGAUAGUGCAGUCGAAAAGAAAGUCAAAUCCUGCCUUGCGUGUCAAGCAAGCACACCUGAAACGAAGCGGGAACCACUUCAAAUGUCACCGCUACCCGAAGGACCUUGGAAAGAAGUGAGUGUUGACUUUAAAGAAUUGUCCGGGGGAGGAUAUCUACUCGUCAUUUAUGAUGAUUAUUCGAGGUAUCCAGUCGUGGAAGUGGUAACAUCCGUGUCUUCUAAAGUCGUUAUCCCACGUUUGAACAAGAUUUUCGCAGAGUUUGGUAUUCCAGAAACAAUGCGUUCGGACAAUGGCCCUCCGUUUAACGGGAAAGACUUUGAGAAGUUCGCCCUCACUCUCGGAGUUAAACACCGAAAGGUCAUGCCUUUAUGGCCACGUGCCAAUGGGGAGGUUGAGAGGUUGAUGCGAACUUUGAAGAAAGCCAUCGAAGCAGCUAAGGUAGAUCAACGCCCAUGGAAGGACGAACUUUGUGAGUUUCUUCGUAACUAUAGAGCAACACCCCACUCAACGACGGGUAAACCUCCUGCAACUGUUAUGUUUGGCCGUCCCGUGCGUGUAAAAUUACCUGAAGCACCGCAGAGCAGGAAAGAUCCCGCAUCCAUCCAACGUCGUGACGAACUGGCAAAGAAGAAGAUGAAAUACUAUGCUGAUGACAAGUCUAAUGCGAAACCCAGAGAUUUAACUGAGGGUGAUAAGGUUUUGGUCAAGCGUGAUCCCUCCUACAAGUCCGGUAUUCCUUAUGACCCUAAGCCCUACGUGGUGACUCGAAGGAAAGGCACGAUGAUCACAGCCAAGAGGGAAGGCAAGGACAUAACGCGGAAUUCUUCCUUCUUUAAACAGGUGCCAUUAGCUGAUCCCAUAACUGUAGAGUCUGAUAUGGAUGACAGUAUUUCCCUACCAUCACAACUUAACCCUGCGGUAGAUCCAUCAGAUCAGCAGCAACGCCGCUAUCCUUUAAGGAGUUCCCGACGACCACCAGCACAUCUUAGGGACUAUGUUUGA